Molecule: messenger RNA, 1056 nt
Organism: Maudiozyma saulgeensis
Lineage: Eukaryota; Fungi; Ascomycota; Saccharomycetes; Saccharomycetales; Saccharomycetaceae
Source: the annotation of a GenBank genome assembly
AUGGUUUCUGUCGACAAAGCUCACACUCAAUUCAUGGCCAAGUUUGCCGAAACUCGUCAUUUCGCUAAGGAAAACGAAAAGGAUGAAAUCCUUUUGAAGGAGAACAAGCGUAGAUUCGUUAUGUUCCCAAUUAAGUACCACGAAAUCUGGGCUGCUUACAAGAAGGUUGAAGCUGAUUUCUGGACUUCUGAAGAAAUCGAAUACAGCAAGGAUGUCGAAGAUAUCGAAUCUAAGUUGAACGAUGGUCAAAGAGAUUUCUUAGCUAGAUACUUAUCUACUAUGUCUCUAUCUGAAGAAGUCUUGAACUACCAUUUGAUCGAAAAGUUCUCCGCUGAAUUGCAAAACCCAGAAGGUAAGAGUUUCUACGGUUUCCAAAUCAUGAUGGAAAACAUUUACGAUGAAAUUUACGCUUCGAUGAUUGAUGCUUACUUCAAUGGCUCUGAUGAACCAGUUAAGUACUUCAAGGUUGCUAAGACCAUCCCAGAACUAAAGCUAAAGCUUGAUUUCAUUGACAGAUGGAUCAAGAACUCAGAUUCUCUAUACGGUGAAAGAUUAGUCGCUUUUGCUGCUAAGGAAGGUAUUUUCCUAGCUGGUGCUCAUGCCGCCAUCUUCGCUCAAACUAAGAGUGGUCUACUACCAGGUCUAGCUAAGGCUAACACUAACAUCUUCAGAGACAAGGGUAACUACACUGAUUUCUCUUGUUUAUUAUUUGCUCAUUUGAACAAUAAGCCAGAUGCUAAGAUUAUCGAAAAGAUUAUCACUGAAGCUGUUGACAUUGAAAAGAAGUACUUAGUAGAUGCUCUAAAGAUUGAAGAAUUCGGUGUUGAUGUUGCUCAAAUCAACCAAUACGUUGAAUAUUUAGCUGAUUCUCUAUUGAGUUCUUUCGGUAACGACCAAGUCUACAACGUUGCUAACCCAUUCGAAUAUCUAGAAGGUGCUACUACCGUCGGUAAGAGUAACUUCUUCGAAAAGCAAGUUUCUGACUUCACCAAGGCUACUGAAAAUACUCAAAAGGCCGCUGCUCAUGAAGCUUUCUCCUUCAAUGACAGUUUCUAA